Messenger RNA from Geosmithia morbida, 1908 nucleotides. RefSeq lists its product as uncharacterized. Lineage: Eukaryota; Fungi; Ascomycota; Sordariomycetes; Hypocreales; Bionectriaceae. The record is from RefSeq and is a predicted model, not a curated record. Gene Ontology annotation, biological process: cellular response to oxidative stress. Bases 1 to 1908 code for a protein of 635 amino acids. The transcript is spliced from 2 exons. Gene Ontology annotation, cellular component: cytoplasm.
AUGGCGGACACGACAACCACAGGCGACAUCAUCCAGCGUCUCCGCGACUCACGCCCCCCCGCGACAGAUGGAUUCACCUACUUGACCAUCAUCGAGAAGUCGCUGAGUCCGGAGAUCCUGCCCGCCCUCGGCGAGAUCCUGGACAGCGCGGAGCUGACCAACGAUAUCGGAUGGGACCUGGUGGACAUGCUCGUGCCCGUGCCGGGUAGCUCCGUGUGCCUGGAGAAGAUUGCCAGGCUGGGGAACCCGCGCGAGGUGAUCCUCAAGGUUCUCGAGGUCAUGGACAAGACGGCGGCAGCAGAGGCGUCUAGGAAGCAGGAGGAGGAAGCAGAGGCAGAGGUGGAGACGGAGACGGAAGCGGCAAGACGGAAGCUGCUCGGCAGCGCCGGCGCCAACGACAAGUUCGUCGCGCUGGUGGGCAUGCUCAAGAUCCUGCACGGGAGACUGCAGGUCAAGAAGCCCUCGCGGUUCCUGCACACGACGCUCGACACCGUCCUCCGGGCCUACGACGCGACCAGCUCGGCCGCCACGGCCGCCAUAGUCGACCUGGUGCGUUCGCUCUCGGGCCAGAGGAGGCCGGCCCUGCCCACGCGCCAGUCGAGCACGCGCCUCGACACGCCCUUCCAGGCCACGGACCCGACGCAGACGGCCCCCGACCCGGAGGCGGACAAGACGGAAGGGCAGCCCUACGCCCCCGAGGAGGAGGACCUGGUCAGACGGCUGCUGCAGUCCUUCGUCACGUGCAUCAUCGAGGCCUAUGUCAACUCGAACAGUCUGGAGUGGGCAUCGAGGCUGCUGGAGUACACCGUCCCGGAGAGGAUCGUGCCUCGACGUCCGACCAUGAUGCAGGCGUACAACGAGGUCGAGUCGCUGCAGGCGAUGGACGCUCUGCCCGUGACGGAACCGCUCGCGGCCGACGAUCCGGAGGAAGGGGAGGCGACGGAUGCCGAGGCGGUGAUCAAGCUCUCGACGGGAGGGUUCACGUGCCUAGCAGCCUACUGGAUGUUCUCGUCAGACGUGUUCGACGCGCACCACGCCAACGUCGACGUAGACGUGUUCCCCGAGCUGCACCUGCUGCUGCGCAGCCUGGUGGGCGACGAGGACCCGCAGGCGGCCAUCGCCAGCAACCCGGGCACGUUUGAGGCACUGAUCGUCAUGGCCGUGUGGCUCGACAGCCACCGGGGGACGGUGCCCCGGUCGUCGUCCGCGGUGGCGGACAACGACGAGGUCGACAUCAUGUCGUACCUGCACCUGCUGACGCUCGUGUCCGUCUUCCACAGCAACAUCCGCGUGCGCAACGCGGCCACGUUCAUGGCCGGGUCGGUGCUGCACGCCGACCCGGACGAGGGCGACAGGCUGGCCAUACUGGAGGACCUGAUGGAGAACUGCAUGUUCUCGGCGCUCCAGGCGUGCGCCGUAUCCUGGCUGAAGGAGGAGAUCAUGGCGGCCGCGUCAGGAGGGCGGGGCAGCGGCGGGGGCAGGGGCGAGGGCGGGGGCGAGGGCAGGGGCGAGGGGACGACGCGCGCCCUGUUCGCCGGGCCGGAAUGCUUCGACAGGCUGCAGUACACCGUCUUCCCGGAUCUCAAGCACCUCGACGACGCCGACAGCCAGGCCGUGUGGGACUACUGGACGCAGGCAUCCCCGCUCCUGCUGCAGGUGGCCAACUUUGCCCUGUACCUGUUUGGCGGAGCGCAGCAGGCGACGUCGCCGUUGAGGGACGUGGUCCCCCAGGGGCUGGCGACGACGGUAGAGCACAGGUACGUCGAGCCUCUGGGUCGGGCGGCCAACCGGUUGACCGAGGCGCUGGACAAGGGUCAGAUCACGGCGGGGGAUCCGGGAUCGACGGCCGACGCCAAGAUGCAGCUAGGAAUCUUGGCGGACACUCUGGGCAGGGUACCGUUGCAGUGA